AUGAGCCUUUGGUCUACUAUAGGUCGAAGGCUGGAAGACUCAAACCAGUCAUCCACGUGGCUCAAUAGCUGUUAUUGGCUUAUGCAUGUGGACGGCCGUAGCUACAUCAACAUCAAACGAGUUGCGCAGAGAUUGAGUUGCGUGAAGGGUUUGUACCCGGAGUACUACGGCCUCAGCCCAAUGACCGGAGAAUCACGAGUUCCUUUAGCAGAUGAGUCGAGCGGCUACGUGAUCAGCCGCAAGCUGCUGCUGAGCCUGCUCUCAUCUGGAUGGCUUGCGAAAUGCGCAGACUACUUUUCGACUAGCAGUGAUGCGCACGGUUUUGGGUGGAGUUGGCCCUCAGGGUUUUACACGUCUCUCUGCCUUUGGCAUCAGCAACGUUUAAUGUUGCAACGUUUAGGUGACCCUGAACAGGAGGUGCUCAUGCGAGCCCUGACCAAGGAGCAAGGAAACUCGCCACUGCAUCGACUACGGAAACUGCAUCCGUCUGGACACUGCAUCCUCCUCGUUGCUGCAAAGACCCCAGCAAAUCUGCACGAGAUUCACAGGCGUGUAAGGCUUGUCAGCCCACUGGAAGAUCCAGCACGAGACAUGAUUCGAAAUGAAGUUGGUUGUUUUACUCAAUCACUGCUGGAGCCUUUGGCCCUGGCACCCCCAUGGAGCUUUCGUGUUGCUCGAAGUAUAUCACGGUGCCCUCUGAAGCUGGCUGUCUCCCAGACAGAAUUGGGGCUUUCUGUGUUGAAGCGCGAGCUGCUACAGCCUUCACGACCACGAGGACCUGCCGUGCAGAAGCUGCAAGCUGCCCGUGGGCGCAAACAACUCUGCAUCCUGAUGCCCACUACUGAUGCUACCCGCAAGCAGGUUGACCGCGCAGUGUCUGCUGUGACUACGUGGGCGAAACCAUACCUGCCUUUAAAACCCGACUUGCACGACGCAAUCCCAGCGCUGGCACUUCUGUAUGGCCGACCUCUUUUUUCAGACUGGGCCCCUGCUACCUUGUCGCUGAGAGGGGAUCUAGAUGUGAGACACCCCAAGUUCAAUGCUUUGCGGUUUAUCUACAUGUGGCUCACCCUCGCCAUGUACCAUUCAUCCGACUGCAAAUUCUUCAUGAAGGCCGACAUGGAUGCUUAUGUGCACGUGCCUAGGAUCCUAAAGACCCUUCGGGAGCUCAAUGCUUCCACAAAGAUCUACGCAGGCCAGGUAACCCUGUCACAUGGUCCAGGCUACAAGAAGUGGAAAGAGUUUGCACACGGCUUGGGCUACAUCCUGAGCGGCCCCGCACUGCGCAGCGCAAUCCCGGGCCUCCAGCACUGCAUGAAGCAGCUCCUGGAUGCGCGGAUGGAGGCAAUCGAAGACAUGCUCCUCGCAGCCUGCCUGCGCCACUCCCAUAUCUUUCCAGUCCAGCUAGGGCCGAUCAUUUAUGAUUUCAAGCUUUCUAGUGAACAUAUUGAUCGGGUUGUGCAAGAAGCUCUGGUGACGCACCGUGUAGAAGAGGAAGAGAUGUACCUGCUGCAUGAUGCGGCGGGCUUUGGCGACAAGAGCGGUCCAAGCAAAGCUGCAGCUCAGGCACGGCGAGACCUGUAUUGGUUGAUUGUCGAUGUCGAGUCACGCCAUCCGCCCAAAGUGCAAUCGCAGGACCCUCAUGUGGGGCCUUGGCUGGAUGUGCUCUAUGCUGGGCUAGCCAAGCUGCGGCCUUGUCCGAGCUGGCCGCAGCUCUUCGAGGCAGCCGCCUUCCACCUGGCAGGUGCAAUCAGCUUCUUGCCCAACUCGCUUCUGGCUUUUUUUUCUGACCAUGAUUCUGGCCUUGGCGAUGCACAUGUUGCAGCUCACGGCCUCACGGCGCCUGCGACGGCGCAUGACUUUAGCUCCUUCCUGGCUUUGCGGCCAGCAUCAGCAGAGGAGCACCUAGGACGCGACCUGCAGCUGCGGGUUGCUGCUGGCGUAAAUAGCAGCAUGGCGGCUUCCCUCAUCGGUCUGAUUGCCGGAAAGCUUUGCUGCAAAGACAGAGGGACCAAGAAGUCGACGGAUGGAGAGGCUGCUUUCUUGUCUCCACACAGCUCUGCAUCCGAAUCAGAGCUUGAGGUCGUUGUUGUGGCUGGGCAACGCGAGGAGGAGCCUCGGACUACCUCGUGA
Symbiodinium pilosum is the source of this 2133-nucleotide messenger RNA. Lineage: Eukaryota; Dinophyceae; Suessiales; Symbiodiniaceae. The record is from the annotation of a GenBank genome assembly.